Molecule: messenger RNA, 1470 nt
Organism: Fomitiporia mediterranea MF3/22
Lineage: Eukaryota; Fungi; Basidiomycota; Agaricomycetes; Hymenochaetales; Hymenochaetaceae
Exons: 2
Coding region: 1-1236 (411 amino acids)
Source: RefSeq, a predicted model, not a curated record
AUGCUCCUCAGUCCACUAGGCAGCCCCUCAAAGUUCUCCGCCCUCUCCCUCCCCCUUCCGCCCCUCCAGCACGACAUCCCCACAGACGACGACAGGUUCGUCGCAGACGACUCAGACGACGAUCUAGACACAGACGACAGCGAAGAGUUCACUCCACUAGACGACAGUGGCAACAACACAUGGGCUGAGCCCCCGACUGAACACUCCCUUUCUCUCCCUGUCGAACUCAUAUUUAAUAUCGUCGAACUUGCUGCCACUCAUCGACGAACUGCGCUUAACCUAUGCCGCGUGGCGACAUGGGUCCGCGCCGCUGUGCUCCCCGCACUCUACGGCACGCUCGUCGUGCACGGUGAUGGGCCCUCGCCGUUUGACCUUAUCUCUGAUGUCGAGGAUGGCGAUGUAGGCGUCUUGCCUCAAAUCGAGAGCCCAUUACGCCACGUGCGCUCACUCUGGCUCGACGUCCCACUCGACCACGCACCACGUUCCCUUGACGCGUGUCCGCGCCUCGUGCAGCUUGCCUUACCACUCGAAGCAGCUGCCACGAUCUGUCGGACCAAACGCUGGCGACAUACACAAGCCCAUUUGAACAGCAGUCUCAACCUGAGUGCAGAUAAUGCUCUUCAGAUCGAUACGGAGGAAGCCAGUUGCUCGAUAGAGUUCGAGGCAACGCCUCAAUGCCGGUCAUUCACUGUUCUCGGCCAAUCGCACCCUCAUCGCUGGCAACCCCUCACUUCCAGCCCCGACGGACGCGCUUUCUUACGUGGCGUCACGCAUCUCCGUCUCCUCAACCUCUGUCUCUCACAUUACAUCCCUCUGGAAUACACACCAAACCUCACUCACCUCUGCCUCCCCUUCUUCGACCUCCGCAUCACCUCCACAUCCUUCCAAUCCACCUCUCCAACAGGCAGCGCAGCAACCUCCUCCUUCACAGGGCUAGACUACAUCCUCGCGCAACCGUCCCUACAAAUGGUAGUCCUCACGCUCAACCCGCGGUAUUGGCGGUUCGAUGAGUUGAGUUUAAAAGGGUGGGCUGUGAGAGCUAUGGCGAGGGACCCGAGGUUGUACGUCGUUGCUGCGACGAGGGACGAUGCAACUAGGGAUUGGGACGUGCCGAAAAGGGAUUGGGAAGACGAGGCGGGUGGAGGGAUGAGCGUAUGGGAUAAGGCAGUUUGUGUGAGGAGGAAGUUUUUGACGAGGCUUUCGAGGACGAAGGUUGAGUCGUAUUCGGCGCUGUGAGCGAGUGGAGAGAGAAAAUGGGGGUUUGAGUUAUUUCUUCUUAAUACUUGACGCGCAUUCAUCUGUCGUCUAUGUAUACCCCAGUCGUCUAUGGACUCUGCAUCCUUCUGUUUCGUUUUUCGUUUGUUUCUUGGGACCCACUGUUUUUUUUUGACUCUAUAAACCUUAGCCCACAACUUAACAGAUAUGUGUACGUUAUGUCACUUGUAUUUCCUGCGAUUGAAUAUCAGGUAU